AUGUCGAAACACACGCAGGCAGAGGCGAAGGGAGUAUUGGCUGGCGCUGGUGAAAAAGCCCAGGAAAUCAAAGACGUAACUGCGGAGAAGAUAUGCAAUGCUGGAACUGCAGUGAAAGACACCAUUGCAUCUGGUGUCGAAAAAGUGAAAGGCACGGCAGCUUCAGCCUAUGAAACGGUUGUCGGUACUGCAGAAGAGAAGAAGGACCAGCUCGGUCGAAAGGUCGAUGAGGGCAAGGAUAAGGCGCAUGAUAUGAAGGGGAAGGCGCAAGACAAGGCCAAUGAUGCCCGAGAUUACAUGGGCAAGAAAAUGCACGAAGGAGCUAACAAGAUGCAAUCCUGA
This is a messenger RNA of Cooperia oncophora, 342 nucleotides long. Lineage: Eukaryota; Metazoa; Nematoda; Chromadorea; Rhabditida; Trichostrongylidae. The record is from the annotation of a GenBank genome assembly.